Solea solea (common sole) is the source of this 7228-nucleotide messenger RNA. RefSeq names its product CF transmembrane conductance regulator (gene cftr). The record is from RefSeq and is a predicted model, not a curated record. The transcript has 27 exons. Bases 1988 to 6523 code for a protein of 1511 amino acids. NCBI's taxonomy places the organism in Eukaryota, Metazoa, Chordata, Actinopteri, Pleuronectiformes, Soleidae. Gene Ontology annotation, biological process: bicarbonate transport; chloride transmembrane transport. Gene Ontology annotation, cellular component: cytosol; plasma membrane; apical plasma membrane. Gene Ontology annotation, molecular function: ATP hydrolysis activity; ABC-type transporter activity; ATP binding.
GCUGUUCAGAGUCAGACACUCAGACAAAAACACCCUUUAUGUGGCAGGGGUAAUAUUAUAAAAUAUAAUCAAGAUCUGUAAAAACCAAUCUGUAUUUGCAUUAGCAUUAAAAUCUCAACAUGUCUUCACUGCACUGGGCCAUGCUUAACAUCAGACAAUGUCAUACAAAUCAAAGUCAAAUAGAUGCGAUAGAAAUGCCGCCAAAAGCAUGACCUCCUUGGAGAAGACUAAAAUAUAAAAUGUAACCUGGAAUUAUAUAUUACAAUAAAAAAUAAAAGCUUCAAGCCUUCCAAAAGUUACAAAUACUAUGUAUGAUAAAAGUGAUGUUUAAGAUACCAAGUAAUAAUACCAUAUUUGGCAAGCUAUAAUUUAGGAGCUAUCUAAUGUGAGUGGAGGAACUGUGACAAUCAUUAAACUUUAUUAGGUACACUUAAAUUAAUGAAGUCUGAUUUAAAGGUCUUACGAUAAAUCCUACUUUUGUGGACGCUGUAUCGCUUUAUUAGGCAAAAUGACAGUGCAGCCCUGUCUCGAGGGUGUCAUCUAUUGACACUGAUGUAUGAGGUAUUAACUUAUAAAGUGACAACUUCUACAGAUGGCACAAUCUUAACUGGCUGCACAGGACAGAAAAUGCCCAGUAGAGGUCGUGCUUCUUCUGGACAAGGCUUGUAACAUUCCUGUCUCUCAGCAAUAAUGAGUCAGUGCACAACAAAUCUUCAAUAAACCAACAACUUGGUUGGAAGACAUUUUUAUUGACUCUGCCCUCAACCCAAGAGCUAGCCUCAGAGUAUCGUAUCAGUGAGCACUUUAUCUGUCAGUUCCUCAUUCAGCUACACUUUAAGGGUUAGACUAUGGUUUUAAUGAUGCUCCUGUGCUGAUUCUACUACAACAUGACUGGGAUAUCUGCAUGAAUGAGCAGGUGUCCUUAAAAGAGCUCAGUGAGAGUGUUUUUCUAUUACCAGAUUCACCACACUUGUGGCUUUACUGAUGAAAACUACUGCAUAAGCGCAGACCGCAAAGAUAAGACAGUUUGUGUGUCGAGAUACUCGCAAAGCGAAAGGCUGUCCACCACAUCCUCACAUUUUAUCUGUGUUCCCGUGUGGAAUGUCUGGAGGUUUUGAUCCUCCCUCUCCUGAAACUGAACAUAGCCUGAAGCUGAUAACAAAGUUUCACGUUGGUUUAGAUGUCCCAGAACUGUUCCUAUUGUUGUUGUUUUGUUUUUUUUGUGAGUGAUGGGAAAGCAGCUGAGUUGAGUGAAAUGAAAAAGUUAAAGUUCAGUCAAGCAGCCAGCAACAGUGACUCUGGUGGUGACAUCUGAGUUAUUUACUCAAAAAGUAAAGGAUGCAUAUGUUAAUUACAUUUUCACGUAGGUUAAGGAAGUUGGACCAAGCACUUUCUUUACACUUUUACUACUAUUUUGUUAUUUUGUACUACUUAGAAGGGACUUGGCAAAAGGAGGACACAAGUGGUCGUUAAAUAAUGAUUGAAAUGAAUCUCACUGUUCCCUGCAUUGCCUGCUACAGUAGUUUAAUGGAUCAAUAAUACAGUAAAUGGGCUCAAGUGGCCUCAUGGGCUUUUUGCCUCUUCAUCUUGUUGCCACAACAUGAAACGUGUGCUCGUCAGUGUGGAAAUGACGUAGGAUUUCGCAGGUUUUUGCGAGCUCAUAAAGGAUGGACUGUCCUCCCACUGUCACACUGAGACACUCAGGGAGUGAGGAGAAGACAGACACCAGAUACAGGGACAGAGUGGGACCAGUGGAACCAGAGGAGGCGACUGACCGCAGAGACUCACAGAGGACACAGAUCCAGAUACUUGAACGGUGACAUAAUUUUAUCUGUCGGACUCACACAGUGGAAUCUGCUGGAUCAGACGAGCAGAGUAGAGUCUGUUGGAGCGGAGCCACGCGGGGGUGGGGGGGGACACGCAAAUGUGAGCGCCGCGCACGGACACGACUCAGGUGCAGAGAAAGCAAACUGGCGGCGCACUUAGGAUGCAGAAGUCACCUGUGGAAGAUGCAAACUUCUUCUCCAAGUUUUUCUUCUGGUGGAUGUCACCGCUGUUGAGGAAAGGCUUCAGAAAGAAGUUGGAUCUGUCAGAUGUGUACAAGGCUCCUUCAUUUGAUUUGGCAGACAACCUCUCUGAGAGACUCGAAAGAGAAUGGGACAGGGAGGUGGUGUCAGCCAAGAUCAAGCCCCGGCUGAUGCGAGCACUGGCCCGUUGCUUCUUUGGCCCUUUCGCCUUCUUUGGUAUCCUCCUCUACCUCGGGGAGGCUUCCAAGGCGGUGCAGCCACAGCUUUUGGGUCGUAUCAUUGCAUCAUUUGACCCGUUCCAUGCUCCAGAGCGGGGCCAGGGUUAUUACCUGGCACUGGGACUAACCCUGCUCUUCACUGUUCGCUUCCUCCUACUGCAGCCUGCCAUCUUUGGUCUGCACCACCUGGGUAUGCAGAUCCGCAUCGCCCUCUUCAGUCUUAUAUACAAAAAGACCCUGAAGUUAUCCAGCCGUGUCUUGGACAAAAUCAGCACCGGUCAGCUGGUCAGUUUGAUGUCCGCCCAUCUCAACAAGCUGGAUGAGAGCUUGGGUCUGGCCCACUUUGUGUGGAUCAGCCCUCUGCAGUGUAUACUGUGUGUGGGUCUGUUAUGGGAACUGAUCGAGGUGAACGGCUUCUGUGCUUUGGCAGCUCUGACCCUGCUGGGCAUCCUCCAGGCCUGGCUCUCACAGAAGAUGCAACCUCACCGGGUGAAGAGGGCAGGAAUGAUCACCCGCCGCCUGGCUCUCACCUCUGAGAUUGUGGAGAACAUCCACUCUGUGAAGGCGUAUGGCUGGGAGGAAGUGAUGGAGACCAUCAUCAAGAACAUCAGGCAGGAUGAGAUGACGCUGACGAGGAAGAUUGGUUCUCUGCGCUACUUUUACAGUGCCGCAUACUUCUUCUCUGCCAUCUUGGUCAUUGUGUCAGCCGUUGUGCCCCAUGCACUGAGUAACGGUAUCAUCCUGCGUCGAAUCUUCACCACAGCGUCAUACUGCAUGGUUCUGCGAAUGACAAUGACCCGCCAGCUGCCGGGUUCCAUCCAGAUGUGGUAUGACACCCUGGCACUGAUCAGCAAGAUUGAGGAUUACUUGAUGAAGGAGGAGUACAGAGAGCUGGAAUACAAUCUUACCACAAGUGAAGUGGAACUGGUCAACGUGUCUGCAUCAUGGGAUGAGGGAAUUGGUGAGCUGUUCGAGAAGAUAAAGCAAGAGAGCAAAGCAAAUGGACACCCUAAUGGCGAUGCCGGCCUCUUCUUCACCAACCUCUACGUCACACCUGUCCUCAGAAACAUUAGCCUUUACCUGGAGAAGGGGAAGAUGCUGGCAGUGGCUGGAUCCACUGGCUCAGGAAAAAGUUCCUUGCUCAUGAUGAUCCUUGGAGAGCUGGUGCCAUCAGAGGGUAAAAUUAGACACAGUGGGCGAAUCUCUUUCUCACCACAGACUGCCUGGAUCAUGCCAGGGACGAUUCGUGACAACAUCCUGUUUGGUCUGACCUAUGACGAGUAUCGCUACACUUCUAUCAUCAAGGCCUGUCAACUGGAAGAGGACUUUUCUUUGCUGCCUGAGCAAGACAAAACACUCCUUGGCGAAGGCGGGGUAACCCUGAGUGGUGGUCAGAGGGCUCGCCUCGGCCUGGCCAGAGCUGUGUAUAAAGACGCCGACCUCUACCUGCUGGAUGCGCCUUUCACCCACCUGGACAUUGUGACAGAGAAAGAGAUCUUUGAGAAAUGUGUCUGUAAACUUAUGGCCUCCAAAAGUCGUAUUGUGGUCACCAGCAAGUUGGACCAUCUCAAACGUGCAGACAAAAUCCUUCUGCUGCACAAUGGUGACUGCUACUUCUACGGCACCUUCUCAGAGCUGCAGGCGCAGCGACCGGACUUCAGCUCCCUCCUUCUUGGCCUAGAAGCUUAUGACAACGUAAAUGCAGAGCGACGCAGCUCCAUUCUUACAGAGACACUCCGCAGGGUUUCCAUUGACGAAACCGCCGGCUUCAGACCAGAACCAAUGCGACAGUCAUUCCGCCAGCCACCACCUCCAAUAAUUGUUUCUGGACCUCAAAGCCAUCCUGUAAGUGAUGGCUACCCAGAAAAACGCAAACAGUCGCUCAUCCUCAGUCCCCUGGCAGCUGCCCGCAAGUUCUCCUUCAUUGGAAACUCACAACAUACUUCAAACACACCCCAGUCCACAACGAUAGAGGACGGGGUUCGGGAACUCUCAGAGAGAAAAUUUUCUGUCGUACCGGAGGAUGAACAAGUGGAGGAGGUCCUCCCCAGGUCGAACCUGUACCACCAUGGGUUGCAGCAUCUCAAUGGGCAGAGGCGGCAGUCUGUCCUGGCAUUCAUCACCAACGCUCAGGGUCAAGAGCGGCGAGAGCAGAUGCAGUCGUCCUUCAGAAGGAAGCUCUCCAUCGCUCCUCAGUGCGAUCUGGCAUCUGAGCUGGACAUUUACGCCCGGCGAUUAUCCAAGGACAGUGUUUAUGACAUAAGUGAGGAAGUGGAUGAAGAAGACAUGGAGCAAUGCUUCGCAGACGAACGUGAAAACGUCUUUGAAACUACCUCAUGGAGCACAUACCUGCGCUACAUCACCACCAAUAGAAGCUUAGUCUACGUCCUCAUUUUCAUCGUCAUAGUCUUCGUUCUUGAGGUUGCUGGUUCAGUCAUUGGCAUCUUCCUCAUUACUGACGAGAUCUGGAGGGAUAGCGCCAACCCAUCAUCACCUAACUACAUCAGUGAGCAGCACCCUAAUGCCUCGGCGCCCCCUGUCCACCUGGCAGUCAUUGUCACACCAACCAGUGCUUACUACAUCGUUUACAUCUUUGUAGCCACAUCGGAGAGUAUACUUGCCCUGGGAAUUUUCAGGGGUCUCCCAUUAGUACACACAUUACUCACUGUGUCCAAAAGACUGCACGAGCAGAUGCUGGGCGCGGUGCUGCGUGCUCCCAUGGCUGUGCUCAACACUAUGAAAUCAGGUCGCAUCAUGAAUAGAUUCACCAAGGACAUGACCACCAUAGAUGACAUGCUGCCUCUGGUGCUCUUUGACCUCAUACAGCUGACAUUGAUUGUUAUAGGCGCCAUCUUCACCGUGUCCAUCAUGCGGCCGUACAUCUUCAUCGCUGCCUUCCCAUUGGCUGCUUUGUUUGUAUUCCUCAGGAAGUACUUCUUACGAACUGGACAGCAACUCAAACUGCUGGAGGCUGAAGCUCGUAGCCCCAUCUUUUCCCACCUCAUCAUCUCCCUGAAGGGCUUAUGGACCAUUCGGGCGUUUGGGCGCCAGACCUACUUUGAAAUGCUCUUCCACAAAGCACUGAACACUCACACAGCAACCUGGUUCCACUACCUCGCAACGCUGCGGUGGUUCCUGUUCCGCUGUGACAUGAUCUUCGUCCUGUUUUUCAGCGCGGCUGCUUUCAUUGCAGUGGGAACAAACCAGGACAAACCAGGUGAGAUUGGCAUCAUCGUGGCCCUGGCCAUGCUCAUCCUCGGGACUUUCCAAUGGGCUGUCAUCACCAGCAUCACUGUCGAUGGACUGAUGCGUUCAGUUGAACGAGUCUUCAAAUUCAUCGACCUGCCGUCAGAAGAGCCACGGCCGCCUAAAUCUAGUGGUAAAGGAGGCCCCGACCUCGUCAUCGACAACCCUCACGCUCGUGACUACUGGCCCAACCGGGGCCAGAUGGACGUCCAAGACCUCACUGUCAAAUACACAGAGGCUGGACGCGCUGUCCUCGGCAACAUCUCCUUCUCUGUGGACGGAGGGCAGAGUGUGGGUCUGCUGGGUCGAACAGGUUCAGGAAAGAGCAGUCUGUUCUCUGCGCUGCUGCGUCUCGCCUCCACUGAAGGAGAGAUCUCCAUUGAUGGUGUUUCGUGGUCCUCAGUGUCCCUGCACACUUGGAGGAAGGCCUUUGGUGUCGUGCCCCAGAAAGUUUUCAUUUUGAGUGGAACUUUCCGGAUGAACCUGGACCCACAUGGUCGUUACAGCGACGAGGAGCUGUGGAGGGUGGUGGACGAGGUGGGUCUCAAGACAGUGAUCGAGCAGUUUCCAGACAAGCUGGACUUUCAGCUGGAGGACAGAGGCAGCGUGUUAAGCAAUGGACACAAACAGCUGCUGUGUCUCGCACGCUCCAUCCUCAGCAAAGCUCGAAUCCUGCUGCUGGACGAACCCUCCGCCUACCUCGACCCCAUAACAUUAAAGGUCCUGAGGAAGACGCUGAAGCAGUCGUUCUCCGACUGCACCGUCAUCCUCUCAGAACACAGAGUAGAGCCGCUGCUCGAGUGUCAAUCGUUCCUGAUGAUCGAGAACAGCUCCAUGAAAACCUACGACUCCAUCCAUAAACUUCUGAAUGAGACCAGUCACCUGAAGCAGGCCAUGAGUCCCACCGACAGGCUCCACCUCUUCCCAAACCUCCACCGCCUCAACUCCGGCAAGAGGGCGCCUCCACAGGCCACCAAGAUCUCGUCUCUGCCAGAGGAGGCAGAGGAUGAAGUCCAAGACACUCGUCUCUAACGGGCCAGACUCUGAAAAUGACACACACAUGCAUGUGUGCACAGACACAGACCAGCUUGAUUCAGUGUUGAAUGAAAUUAGCAAGGGACAUGAAAACGAAUGAAGAACGCAGAGAGUAGGACAACAUACACAUGAAUUCAUUUUCAAUAAUUCAUCAUCAAGUUACGUGACAAUUAAAUGUGUAGAAAAAUACCUAUUUGACGUUCUGACAGCGGACAAAACAAAGACUAAUACAGCACGUACAAGUGUGCUCACACACAUGCAACGCACUGUGCUACAUAGACACUUUUAAAACUCUAGUUGGCUUAUUUUUGACACCUGUUUUGAACGCAAAUAGCAUGUAAUAUUUUGAAUGAGUGCAGGCUAACAGCUGUGUGGGAACAUGAACUUAAAGACAGUACAGUCAUAAUAUAAUAAUAUCCUUUUAAGGAAGUGUUAUUAUGGUAAUACCGUCUUAUUUCCAUAGGGAAACAGUAUCUAACCACAUAUUAAAACAUGACUUAGAACAUAUUAUCACCAUGUUCUUAUUGUCCAGUAAAGUGUCACAUUUAUGACACUAUUCAAAUUUGUGCCUUAUGUACAAGAGCUCACUUCAAAUGUUUUUCACACGUUCUCUUGGGCCAAACAUUUUAUUUAUAUAAAUAUAUACAUUUUCAGUGGUUUAAAACAAGGGAUUACUUUCUAAGAAACGUUUUCUGAAGCGUU